AUGGCCAACUUCCAGCCACAGUGGAGCGACAAACCGAUAAUAAAGCCCAGAAGCCCCGUUGAUAGCGAGGCAAAAUUCUCUUUCGCCAAGGAUGCUCCCCGCGAGACAUUUGGGACACUCAAGAAGUCCAUUCCACCCUCCAAGCCGUACACAUCCCUGACCGAUCAGGAGGCGGAGCAUUUUUUAGCCCACGGCUGGCUAAAGGUUGAGGGUGGCUUCGAUCGAAAUUACAUUGACCAGUGGCUUCCAGAUUUCUGGGUCCGCACGGGGUAUGACGAGCAAGACAAGACCACCUGGGAGGAAGAAUAUCUCCAUGUGGCUCACCACCGUCAGGUACGAAACGAGGAGUUCUGCCCUAAGGCUUGGGGCAAGAUUGUGGACCUCUGCGGUGGAGAAGAGCGGAUUCACGAAACGCGUGAGCGUUGGGUCGGCGACAACUUCAUCGUGAACUUUGGGAGCGAAGCACGGUCCAAGGAAGAUCCAGCAUCUCAUCCUCCCCAGGAUAAGCCAAGUUUCCACUCGGAUAACGACUGGUAUCGCUCCUUUCUCGACUCGUCGAGCACCGCCAUGACUAUUGUACAUUGUUUCACGGACAUUCCAAAGAACGGAGGAGGAACUUGGUUGUGUGAAGAUGCCAUGAAAGGUGUUUGCGAAAAGCUGUACGCUCAUCCAGAAGGCCUCGAUCCCGUAAUUGACACCCCUGUGCUCUGCAAGCACGCUAAAGACUGCCACAACUUUGCGGCCGUCGAGGCGAAGGCUGGUGACACUUUUAUCCUGCAUGGCCUGCUGCCACAUACUAAUAGCUUCAACUACAAACACUAUGCUAGAGUCAUUACUAACCCUCAUGUGACGCUCAAAGAGCCUUACAAUCUCAAUCGAGGCACGGGCGAUGGCGAUUACUCUCUGCUGGAACAAGUCAUCCUCCGGGCCCUUGGCCGGACCUCUAUACCAGAGUACCACCCUACACGGCCUAGAAUGUUCUGGUACCCCCGCAACUCGGCUUUUAAGCUCAACAAGGUCGACAGUGAGCUGGCGCGCCUGAAAGCGGACCGAGCCAACAGGCUUUUACCCGAAACUACGAUUGAUAGCGUGUACCUCCAGGGUGAAGACGCCAUGAACGAUUUUAUUAAGCGCAAUGGCUACGACCUCCCGUUUAAUAAAGAUCUUGGGUUGGAGCUACAACAGCACGCAGCGUAA
Molecule: messenger RNA, 1197 nt
Organism: Penicillium lagena
Lineage: Eukaryota; Fungi; Ascomycota; Eurotiomycetes; Eurotiales; Aspergillaceae
Exons: 4
Coding region: 1-1197 (398 amino acids)
Source: RefSeq, a predicted model, not a curated record